AUGACAUCAAACGAGGUGGAAAAUGAAACGGAAACGGUGGUCAAAAAGGAGAAUUUGCCCUAUGGAGUCGAGUACGCGAAAACUGGAAGAAGUUCGUGCAAGAAAUGCAAGGAAAUCAUACCACAGGGCCACACUCGAAUGGCCAUCCGUCAGCCAAGCCAAUUCUUCGAUGGUCUACAAGAUAAUUGGCAUCACUACGCGUGCUUCUGGCGAGCCAUCAAAUCGAAUCCGAUCAACGAGCGCUCAAUUCGCGGAGUGGAUUGGCUUAAAUGGGAGGAUCAACAGAAGAUUCGUGAGUCGAUCAAGAAACACAUGGAGACGGUGGAUGGAGGAAGCUCAUCGGGACAAACGACGACAGCAAGUAACAGUCUCGUGCAACUCGCACAGGCAAAAGUCGAGUAUUCGAAGACAAACAGGGGCAAAUGUGUUGCUUGCCAAGGAUCGAUUGAGCAAGGAGUGAUGAAGUAUGGAUGGAAGAGCAAGUUCUACCAUUUCGAAUGCUUCUUCGUGGUGACCACGGAAUUUCAGGGGGAAAUCGACGAUUUGCAGGGUUUCCAAAAUAUGACUGAAACCGAUCAAACGAUGCUACGAGACGCUUUUGAAGUGAUUCACCAAUCGACGCAACUUGUUAAGGACGCUGAAUUGGCUGGAGAUUUGCAACAACGCGAAGCAGACGAGAAUGGACCAGCAAAGAAACGAAAGAAAGUGACCAAGACGCCCGAUGACCUGAGAGACGAGAGAUUGCAGAAACAAGCCGACUUGUUGUGGCAGCUGCGAAGCGGCUUCGCGAAGUGGCUCUCUAAAGAUCAAUGGUGCCGCCUCUUGGAAACGAAUGGACUCGAUGUACCGCAAGGAGGGCCGGAUAAGAUUCUCGACCUGCUCACCGAUGCUGCACUAUUUGGGCGACCGCUUCGAUGUGAGAAAUGCUUGCAGGGACAACUCUUUUACAGUACAUCAUCGCAAACAUACCUCUGUACGGGACAUCUGAGCGAGUGGACAAAGUGUACGGUGGCCGCGCGAAAGCCGAAACGAUUGCCGUUUGGAGUGCCAAAAGAUUUGAGUGCCGAGAUUCCGUGGUUGAUCGACGAAGCACCGUUGAAUGAACUCUCUGAGCGUUAUUACAAUGAUAAACAAGAGGAGAUUGUGAGUUCUAAGCGGACUUACCGCAACCGGGCAAGUACAGGUGGUGCAGAUUUGGAGGCAGGAGACAAAAUACGGGGUCGGGCAGACGUUGGCAAGGCGUACAUCAAGAAGGGCACAACGGUGGAUGCGGAAUUUGAAAAGGCGGCCAUCAGUCACGUGUGCAAGGAUGAUGAGGGGAAUCUCUACUCAGCGGCGCUUGUCGAGGCGGAUAUGGCCACAGGGCGAAACAGUUACUACAAGUUACAAUUGUUGAAACACGAUACAGCAAAUAUCUUCUGGGUUUUCCGCUCGUGGGGACGCAUCGGCACAACGCAAGGUGGCAUCAAAACUGAGGAAUUUCGAUCGAUGAAAGCCAGGGUGGCUGGAUUUGAAGCUGUUUUCCUCGAAAAGACCCAAAACGAGUGGCGAGAUCGGAAAUAUUUCCGAAAGAAGGCCGGUGGCAUGAAUUGGAUCGAAACAGACACGAGUGAUGCGGCGAAUGUCGAAGGAAAUGUCAUCCCGGGCAGUAAGACCGAUUUGCCGAAACCGAUCGUCGAAAUUAUGAAGAUGAUUUUCGACGUGAGCACAAUGCAGGCCGCUUUGAAAGAAUAUAAUAUUGACACGGAGAAGAUGCCGCUCGGAAAGUUGUCCAAAUCGCAGAUCACCAAGGCGUACACCGUGUUACAGGAGUUACUUGAGCUCAUCUCCGGCAAGGGCGCGGCGCGAAAAGAUGAAAUCCUUGAUGCGUCGAACCGUUUCUACACCAUCAUCCCGCACAACACUCAACUCAAAAUGUUGGACAAUCCAUCAGUGAUCAAGAAAAAGACGGCCAUGCUAGACUCGUUGCUGGAGAUCAUUGAGGCGUUUGCGAUGGUGAAAAACAAUCCAAAUGAUGAGGAGGAAAACGCGGAACGAGAUCCUGUUGAUGUGAAUUAUGAGAAGCUGAAGACGAAAAUGACGGUACUAGACAAAUCGUCGGCCGAGUACAAACUGUUGGUGGAUUAUGCGAAGAAAACUCAUGGACAAACACAUAAACAAUUGAAAGUCGACAUCAUUGAUAUCAUCAAAAUCGAACGCGAAGGUGAGGAGGCAAAAUUCAAGAAGCAAGUCGGAAAUCGAAUGUUGUUGUGGCACGGAUCGGGUACACCGAAUUACGGAGGAAUUUUGUCGCAAGGACUACGAAUUGCACCACCCGAGGCACCAGUGAGUGGCUACAUGUUCGGCAAAGGUGUUUACUUUGCUGACAUGUUCUCGAAAUCGGCCAACUAUUGUCGAGCGCACAACGGAGAGGGAUUACUUCUGUUAGCCGAUGUGGCAUUAGGGAAGAUCAAAGAAGAGCCAAUGUCGAUCACGCACACGGCCGCCACUAUGACCAAGAAUAAGACAAAUUCGUGCAGGGGUAUUGGUGGAACGAUUCCCGACCCGUCGACUCAUGUGAAUGACGCGAGUGGAUACGUGAUUCCGGUGGGAAAACCCAUCGCUCGAGAAACAACCCGUGAUGGAAAACCACAAAUGCCAUCACUUCUUUACAACGAGUACAUUGUGUACGAUGUCGAUCAGAUUUGCCUGCGCUACCUGGUUCGGGGAGCAUUCCGG
Molecule: messenger RNA, 2718 nt
Organism: Mesorhabditis belari
Lineage: Eukaryota; Metazoa; Nematoda; Chromadorea; Rhabditida; Rhabditidae
Source: the annotation of a GenBank genome assembly